GACCGCCAAGCCAAGUAUCAAGGUCUGAGCCGUCCCAAGAAGUGGGCAGCCUCCAACUGGGAACCUUCCACACCCUCUUCAAGUGAGUUAGAGCAGCACCAACAGUCACCAUGAAAGUUCUAAUCUCUUCCCUUCUUCUGUUGCUGCCCCUAAUGCUGAUGUCUGUGGUCUCUAGCAUUCCAAAUCCAGGGGUUGCCAGACGUCACAGGGACCAACACCAGGCUUCUGGGAGGUGGCUCAAGGCCGAUGGCCAAGAAUGUGAGUGCAAAGAUUGGUUCCUGAGAGCCCCUAAAAGAAAACCCAUGACAGUGCCUGGACUGCCACAGAAGCGGUGUCCCUGCGAUCAUUUCAAGGGCAAUGUGAAGAAAACCAGGCACCGAGGGCACCACAGGGAGCCAAACAAGCGCUCCAGAGCCUGCCAGCAAUUUCUCAAACAGUGUCAGCUAGCAAGCCUUGCUCUGCCUUUGUAGGAGCUCUGAGAGCCCACUCUCCCAACAAAACACUCUCAGUCAAGGGACAGUGAGUGCACCUGGAGGAUGCUCAUUUCCCACCUCAAGCUCCCCCUCCCUGUCUCCACUCCAGUGGUCUCAGGAAGCAUUUUCCCAAGGUUAUUGCUCCCUCUAGUGCCUUCUGCUCUCCUCAGUCUUUUCCCAUGCCCUCCCUUUACCCAGGCUUAAGCUUAAUUACCUGAAAAAAAAAAAACCCAGGAAACCCCAGUUUCCUAGCUGGUCCCACCAACCAGGCAAGUAGCACACAGAGGUCAAUAAAUAUUUUUAAAUGUAA
Equus quagga is the source of this 783-nucleotide messenger RNA. RefSeq names its product C-X-C motif chemokine 17-like. Gene Ontology annotation, biological process: positive regulation of monocyte chemotaxis; positive regulation of vascular endothelial growth factor production; macrophage chemotaxis. The transcript is spliced from 4 exons. NCBI's taxonomy places the organism in Eukaryota, Metazoa, Chordata, Mammalia, Perissodactyla, Equidae. The coding region runs from base 111 to 470 and encodes 119 amino acids. The record is from RefSeq and is a predicted model, not a curated record.